CGAAGUCUGAAGGUGAAGACACAGACUCGGAUUCUUCGUCAGAUGACGACGACGGGCCGCGACGCAUGACUUUGUCCGAGAGGUUCGGGAAGCUGGCCCAACUCAGUUCACAGAGGCAAGAAUACGAAGGUGUCAGAAUGAAAAUCGUACGUGAAGGCGGCCAGGAUAAGAAAGUGUAUCUUGAAGGAGGCCGAUUGCACUCGAGGUCGCCCUCCCCAGGCAGCCGAGGCCGGGCCACCCACCCUGCACACGAGCGGUGGCUUCAGGAACACCAGGCGGAAUACAGAGAAUACCAGGAGCGCUAUGGCGAGAUCCGGCAGUGGGACCCGCACCGCGACCUGCCUCGAGAGUUGCCGCAGAACUGGGACGACGUCCACGUCAGAUACCGCUACUACAAGGAGUCCGGCUACUUCGGCGACAGAUCCAUUACUCUCGAUGACUACUUGAAGUGGGAGCAGUGGUGGUACCAUUAUCGCGACUGGCUGGAGAAGUACGGCGGGACGCAGGAGUCCGAGGAGAGGGACUGGCAGUACAGGGCGUCGAGUUACGAGUAUGAGGUUCGUGGGGGAACUUCGUCAAGUCAGGGGGGCAGGUGGCCGCGUCGAGAACCGUCAAGAGAAGCCGAUGACAGGAAGAGGAGAAGAUACUAAAUGGUUUCCUAGGCUCUGAAAAUUGCCUGUUCCACUAUGGGUAUUCUAUGCUCUGUAAUUUUACUGCCGUAAGUUAUCAAAAUAUGUAUUUACUUUUAAUAUACUAAUAUGCAUAAGCAGUAUAUAUAUAUAUACCACUAAGGUAUUUUAUAUUAUAUGUAAAAGAGAUGUUUAUUUAAACUUUCCAGAUGCGGUCACUUGAAAUCACCCUUCUUGGGCAGUUAUAUAGGUGAUGUUAGCUUUGCACCCAAACAAAUAAUGUGGAAAACAAAUGAUGAGUAUUUCCACCGUGAUAUCAAGUAUAACAAGUGAUUUAAAUGAUUGCUGCCAUUGAUGCAAGCGAGGCAGACUUCCACGCAGCUCUCGGAUCUAGGGACCACAUCAUUAACGUGUGCAUGAACAGUGAUGGGGUAGAAAGACAGCUUAGCCUUCGUCGUAAUUGGAAACUCGAUAUGAACUGCAACCGAUUUUAUCUUCAACACUUCGGAAAUAAAGAAUUUGCUUUUAGCUACUGCCCUGCAUAGCUUUGUAAUAUAUAUUGUAGAAUAUUUUAGUAAACUGAAGCUUUAUUGUCAAGGUCACCGUUGUUUGAUCUUAGGAAUGACAUUGUCUUUUUACAACCGAAGGAUAUGAAAGUGCAAACUUUUCUAUGUAUUACCCGUCCCAUUAAUAAUAUAUAGGCGAAAGAAACAAAUAUCCAUUUUACAGUUAACUUUUGCAUCCAACAGUAUAAAGCUUAGAUCAGGAUAUUGCAGCACUUCUGUUCCAAAUUUGCUUUUUGUUAAUAUGGUGUAUUUUAUAAUUAUAUGUAUACAGACUUGUGCUCUUCAGUACUGGAAAACUAUUGAAGUUUAGCACGCCAUUUUACAUAGAAUGCUUGACUUUUCUUGAAAUAUUCAGAGCGGUUCGAAACUGGAAGACAAAGACAAAUCAACGUAUCUUUUUGAUACUAUUACCAGCUUCUGAGAAAUCUUUUUGAUCAAUUGGAGUGAUAUCAAAUUGAGAUUUAUAUAUAUGUAAUGAGAACAGGAAAAAUAUUUCAGUGACAGUGUUUGUGUGGGGAAUGAGAAGCCGUGAUACUAUUGAUUACUAAUGCAUAUUCUGACUUUAUUUAAGAACUGUUUCUAAACUGUCGUAUUCAAGUUUGUUACAGUAAAAUUGCCUUAACCACUUAUUGAACAAUGGCAGGAGACGUUACAAAUUACAUUAAAAAACAUAUAAGUGAUAUCUGUGUGUUUGCAACAGUAUGGGUGUGCGCUUCUCAUUAAAACUAUUUAUAUCCCGCAAUACCUGUUCCACAACUCACAAAUCCUUCAAUAUACAGGCAGGGAAAAGGCGUCUUCCACAAACACUAGCAGUGUACGUAUACAUUGAAGGAUAAAAAUGAGCAAUUCGUAAUGAUACUGUUUCAUAUUAGACUUCUUGUUUUUUUUUUUUGCAAUAUGUAUUUAUUUAUGUAUGAUAGAAGCGAGUAAUGCUUUCGAAGCAUUGCGUUUUAGAGAUGAAAUAAAUGUCGUGAUAUUUAUUGUACUUGCUGUAUGACCUGUACGAUAUAAAAAUUUUCUUCUCCUUA
Molecule: messenger RNA, 2223 nt
Organism: Penaeus monodon (black tiger shrimp)
Lineage: Eukaryota; Metazoa; Arthropoda; Malacostraca; Decapoda; Penaeidae
Product: serine/arginine repetitive matrix protein 1-like
Source: RefSeq, a predicted model, not a curated record